AUGACUGAAAGCAGGGAAAGCAAGGGAAUUGUGGCCGUUCCCAUGGAGAUGUCUAAGGUCAUACCAAAAUUUGAUGGGGACGAGAAGCUCUUAAAUUUGUACAUUAAAAAGUGCGAAUACGUAUUAAAUUGUUAUAAAUCGGAAUCCAGCCAGGCACAAAAUUUAUAUAUGUUUCAUGUAUUGUCGAGUAAAUUAGUAGGUAAAGCCGCUCAAUUACUGAGCGAGCGACAGGACAUAGAGUCAUGGACCGAGUUAAAAACUGUAUUAAUACAAUAUUUUGGCGAUCCACGGUCAGAAGAGUGCAUUGCAAUUGAACUCGAGACAUUAAAAAUUAACAAUAACGAAUCGUAUCUCGAUUUUUGUAACCGAAUUCAACAGGUUAAAAGUACUUUAAUUGCGAAAGUCAAUACCAUCUCAGACCUGCAUGUUAAGAAAAGUAAAAUUACGAUCUACGACAAUUUAGCGCUGAACGUUUUUCUCUAUAAUUUGCCCGAGGACCUCAUACGUAUUGUCAGACUCAAGGGCAGUUCAACACUUGAAAAUGCGCUGUCUACGGUAUUGGAGGAGGUUAACUUCCAGUUCCAGUACAAUGCUAGGAAUAAAAUGUUUAGAUCGAAUGUAAGCAAACCACAGUUAACAUCUUCACAAAAUCCGUACGUAGAAAAGUUCGGUCUCAAACCAUUUUUACCAUCAAACAAUAAUGGAGGAUUCAGAUUCGGCAGCCCGAAUCAAUUUAGAAUGCCCAGUCAUCCACAAGGGUUGAAUUCAGUACAACAAUUUAAAUUUGGGAAUCCACCUCAAGGUCAGACCCUAGGCGGAUUUAGACCGCCUACCCAAAACUUCCGUUUCGGUAUACCUAAUCAAGGACCUCAGGGUUACCGGCCGAAUUUCAAUCAGGCACCCCAAGGUUACCGACCGAAUUUCAGUCAGGCACCCCAAGGUUACCGACCGAAUUUCAGUCAGGCACCGCAACAAAGACCGGCCUUUAACCAAUCAUAUCAAAAUCAGUUCAAAUUCGGCGUACAGCCGCCACCGAAACCGUUUGAUUCCGAUGUAACUAUGCGCACAGCUUUACCAGCGUCCCGACCAAAUAAAACAUUCAAUAAUGAGAUCGAAGUAUAUACGGAAGCUGACCCUUACUGUUGUGACUAUGAUGCUUAUAACACCUACUGUGACUACGAUAACUAUGACAAUGACCCCACUCAGGUCAACGCGAUGAAUGUGACUGAAUUUCAUCACGAUCAACCCCUAAUGGACGAGUCAAAUUUUCAAAUACUAGCCUCGGACACAGCCAUGAAAUAAUAAAUUUAAAUUGCGCUAAUUUUGCAAAAUUGCCGUACAUCUAUUUACCCGAGUUAAAAGCGAGAUUCAUGAUAGAUACUGGUAGUUCGCGUUCGUUCAUCAGUCCACAUAAAGCCAAAGAAUUCUACGAACAAAAUAAAAUCGCAAUGCCAUUCGAAGUUAUCAGUACUCAUGGUAAAAGUCUUCACGACGAGGCCAUACAUAUACCUCUGCCACCGACAUUUCAAAGUGCGGAUGCUCACACAUUUUACGUGUAUAGCGUGGACAAGGACUAUGACGGCCUAAUUGGUUCAGACUUACUAGCGCAACUCGAUGCAAAUAUAGAUAUGAAACAUCAAGUUCUUAGAACACGCGACACGGAAAUUCCAUUUAUAUAUAACCCACUAAUUAACAUUAGACUCGAACCGCGAUCUGAAACACGCGUGCAAUUGCCCGUAGAUUUAUACAGUGGCACUGGCAUUAUAGAUUAUAGAGAGUUUUCAGACGGAAUCCGAAUGCCAGCUGCUCUUGUCAACUGUGUCAAUGGACAGGCGUACACGGUUAUUCAGAAUAUCUUGGAGACACCGAUCACUCUUAAAAUAAAUAAUAUUACACAAGUAACUCCGUAUGAACCU
Papilio machaon (common yellow swallowtail) is the source of this 1916-nucleotide messenger RNA. RefSeq lists its product as uncharacterized. The transcript has a single exon. The record is from RefSeq and is a predicted model, not a curated record. NCBI's taxonomy places the organism in Eukaryota, Metazoa, Arthropoda, Insecta, Lepidoptera, Papilionidae. Bases 1 to 1302 code for a protein of 433 amino acids.